UCCGGGUUGGGCGGUGUUUAUUUACCUCGCCCCGUGUGGUGACGUCGUGCCGCUCGCGUGUGACGUCACGAGCGCUCCGGGGCGCGCGGGCCCGGCUCCAUGGCAGAGCAGCAGAGGUGGCAGUGGCUCCUGAGGCUGGUCCAAGAGGGAAACCUGGAUGUGCUGUGCAUUUCCUGAGGGAAAAAUUCCCAUUUUUCUGCAUGCCCAGCUCCAUGGCAGAGCAGCAGAGGCGGCGGCGGCUCCUGAGGCUGGUCCAGGAGGGGAACCUGGAUCUGCUGCGGGCCGAGCUGAGGCCGGAUGAGCUCCCAGAGGCUCGCAGCUGGCGCUGGGGACGUCUGGGCGAUUCCCUGCUGCACCACGCGGCUCGGGCGGGGCACGGGCGCCUGCUGGAAUUCCUGAUCCACGAGGUCGGGAUGGACACGGAGGUGGCCAACGGGGACUACAAGAGACCCAUCCAUGAGGCUGCUUCCAUGGGCCACCAGGAGUGCGUGGCGUUCCUCCUGGAGAGAGGGGCGAGCGUGGACUGCUUGAAAAAGGCUGACUGGACUCCCCUGAUGAUGGCUUGCACCAGGAAAAACCUGGAAGUGAUCCGAACUCUGGUGGAGCACGGAGCCAACCCUUUGCUGAGGAAUAAGGAUGGCUGGAAUUGCUUCCACGUUGCCAGCAGGGAAGGACAUCCCGAGGUGCUCCGGUACCUCCUGGAUGUGUGCCCGAGCUGCUGGGACACGGAGAGCAGCACGGGGAGAACCCCUCUGCACACGGCAGCGAUGCACGGCCGUUCCCAGGCGGUGGAGCUGCUCCUGGAGCGGUGCGGGUACAGAGCCGACAGCAGGGACAGCUGUGGGGUGACCCCCUUCAUGGACGCCCUGCAGAACGGCCACGUCGGCAUCGCCCGGCUGCUCCUGCGCAGACACCGGGCCUGUCCCACGGCUGUGGAUGCCCUGGGUGCCCAGGCCCUGCACAGGGCGGCUGUGACGGCCCAGGACGGAUCCAUCCGCUUCCUGGUGUCCGAGCUGGGCGUGGACGUCAACGCCAGAGCCACGGCCCUGCAGCUGCCCGCCCUGCACUACGCCGCCAAGGAAGGACACGGACACACCAUCCUCACCCUGCUGUCCCUCGGUGCCGAUGUCCAAGCCAAGGAUGGGAAAGGCCGCUCUGCCCUGCACGCGGCCGGCGCCGGGCAGAGCGCCGAGGCCGCUGCCGUCCUGCUCCGCUCGGGCCUCCGGGACGCUCCGGAUACCUCGGGAACGCUGGCGCGGGAGCUGGCCAGGAACCCCGACGUCGUCCGGGUUUUUCGGGGCAGCGCGUGAGCCAGAGGAACGCGCUGCUGCGGGCCUGAGCUUCCCCCUUCUCCCUGAAACGGAACCAUCCGAGCAAAGUGCCGCUUCCAGGGAUCCUCACGGCUUUUCCUGGGAAUUCCCACACGCUCCUGGAGAAGAUCCGCCUGGAUCCAUUGGUUUUGCAGCU
Molecule: messenger RNA, 1467 nt
Organism: Hirundo rustica (Barn swallow)
Lineage: Eukaryota; Metazoa; Chordata; Aves; Passeriformes; Hirundinidae
Gene: ANKRD16
Product: ankyrin repeat domain 16
Exons: 10
Coding region: 201-1310 (369 amino acids)
Molecular function (GO): protein binding
Source: RefSeq, a predicted model, not a curated record